Acanthochromis polyacanthus (spiny chromis) is the source of this 3305-nucleotide messenger RNA. It is a transcript of the gene poldip2, whose product is annotated as polymerase (DNA-directed), delta interacting protein 2. Gene Ontology annotation, cellular component: nucleus; mitochondrial nucleoid. Gene Ontology annotation, molecular function: DNA binding. Bases 34 to 1167 code for a protein of 377 amino acids. The record is from RefSeq and is a predicted model, not a curated record. The transcript is spliced from 11 exons. Lineage: Eukaryota; Metazoa; Chordata; Actinopteri; Pomacentridae. Gene Ontology annotation, biological process: error-free translesion synthesis.
AUGCGUGUGUGUUGACGUGCAUGGGCAGCAAAGAUGGCGGCCUGUGCGCUUCGCCGAGGCUUGCUGAGCAGCGUCAGUAAAUACAACAAGAAGCACACACACAGAAUACUGAGUAUCGCUGACAGCACCGGCGGCUUCGAGGCGUUCAGACCGCGGUUCCAGUGCCGAACCUGCGGACUGCCCGGCGCUGUUCAGCCCAGGAGGUUCAUGUCUUCACGGAACAGGCCUGAAGGGAAGAUUUUGGAGACUGUGGGAGUGUUUGAGGCUGUGAAGCAGCAUGGCAAAUACGAAACAGGACAGCUGUUUCUCCACAGUGUGUUUGGCUACAGAGGCAUUGUCUUGUUUCCUUGGCACGCCCGACUCUACGACCGAGACAUCACCCCUCCCAUGUCUGACAGCAAACCUGAGCCCCCAGGAGCCCACGGCUCCAAGGAGGUGAAGGGGAAAACUCACACCUACUACCAGGUCCUCAUCGACACCAGGGACUGCCCUCAUAUAUCUCAGCGCUCUCAGACAGAGGCAGUGACGUUUCUUGCCAACCAUGAUGACAGCAGAGCCCUGUACGCCAUUCCAGGUCUGGACUAUGUGAGCCAUGAAGACAUUCUGCCCUACAACUCUGCAGAGCAGAUCCCCAUUCAGCACGAACUCUUUGAGCGCUUCCUCAUGUACAACCCUGCAAAAUCUCCUCCGUUCACAGCCAGAGACACCCUGAAGGCAUGGCAGGAGAAGAACCACCCUUGGCUGGAGCUCUCGGACGUCCACAGAGAGACCACUGAGAACAUCCGAGUCACUGUCAUCCCCUUCUACAUGGGAAUGAGGGAGGCCCAGAACUCCCACGUUUAUUGGUGGCGCUACUGUAUCCGUCUGGAGAACAUGGGUAACGAGGUGGUUCAGCUGAGGGAGAGGCACUGGAGGAUCUUCAGUCUGUCAGGAACCCUGGAGACGGUCCGAGGACGAGGCGUUGUAGGCAGGGAGCCAGUGUUAUCUAAAGAGCAGCCAGCCUUCCAGUACAGCAGCCAUGUGUCUCUACAAGCCCCCAGUGGUCAUAUGUGGGGGACGUUUCGUAUUGAAAGGACUGAUGGAUCCCACUUUGACGUUCGCAUUCCUCCUUUCUCCCUGGAGAGCAACAAAGAUGACAAAGCGCCCCCUGCUGGCUACACAUUUUAAGUGUCGCCUCCCACCAGUGAGCCCCGGACAUGCUGUCAGUCCUGGUCGUGUCUGGGUUAUCUAGAACGGUCCUCUCUCUGUGACGUGGCCUCAGCAUAGACUAGUGUCAGGCAGGGGGAAAUUAUAGCGCUUUCUAGAUAAUCCAGAUGCAGGCCCACCUUACCGUUAUUUUUGUCAGCCAGCAGCAGCAUGUCAGUGAUUCAGUCGUAUUGGGAGAAAAUCAGUCUGUAGUCCUGUGUGUCUUCACUCCAUGCUGAGUUGAAGAGACAUGAGAACAGGGUGGUAGGAAGGAGAGUUAGUGCUGCUGAGCAGAGCUGGUCCUGACAUGCCAUGGCUGAAAUGUUGACUGGGUUGUUUUUAUAGAGGGAGUGUUUCCUGCUAAGAUCUGGGCUCACAAGAAAGAAAAGCUCCUUCAGCUGAUCUUUACACUGAGGCCUCAGGUGAAUGUCAAAGUCAACGAAUAAGCUAUGAGUAUACCUUCAGACUCCUCCCUCUGUUAUGAUGUUGCUGUUUGACAACAUGACUCUUAUCCUGAACCCUUUUCUCCUCUCAUGGCUCUUGAGCGUAAAACUAUCCAAUCACAGCUGAGUUAUGUAGGAUUUCAGGGAGAACCGUUGAGUUCUGGGCUGGUAGGAGAACAGAAGUGGUUCUGAUUUAUUGUGACACAACAAUGAAGCACAGUGGAUGUCACCAAUCAACAGAAAAUGACACGUUCAUGUCAAAGUCUUCAAGAAUUUUUAGUAAAAAUAUCUAAAUGUGUUCGUGUUUGUAUCUAGUAGGAGCAUCUUUGGCAGCAGUUACAGCUUUGGUUCUGUCAUUUAUUUCCCCAGUGUUUCAUGCAGUUCUGCUUCAGUCCUGUCAGGAUUAUAGCCCACAGAGAACAUUUAUUAUUUAAAGACUUCCAGGGCUUUCUGUAAAGAGGCUUUCCCACGGCAUGAUGCUGCCACCAACAGGCUUCAUGAUGUGUUCAUGUCCUGUAGGAUGGAUGGCAGAGAUGGAACAAAUCCAGCACUUACAUGUUUACUUGAAUGGCCAACUCAAGAUGGUUGUAUUAUUGGUCUUAAAGAUCCUGUGCGUGGACACUAUGGCACUGUAUUUACUAAAUAUGAUCACAUGUAGUUGAGUAUAUUAGAUACCUCUCCAAGAAAGCAGAGCUUUUAGGAAAAUCUGAGCUUCCCAGUUGUGUUUACUAUCUUUAUGCUGACAUGAACUGCUGAGAAGUUGGAAGUUAUUAGUGUUGUUAGUACUUAGCUAUCGGUCAUGGAAGUCUCCUUUAGUGUCCUCUGGCCUCUUGGCAGCCCCCCUCAUCAGUGUCCAUUGUUGUGCCAUAUCCUUUUAAUUGUUAUAAAACAGUAUCUUUUCCCCUUGUGGCACUUUUUUUUUUACCCUGACACGCAUUUUUGAUUAUGCCAAAAACAAAGAAUAGUCAUCAAACUUUCCAUAUUUAAACCUUGGGAUUCCUUGUCACACUCUGAGUCCACUGGGGAUUUGUGUUCAUAUGGAUCAGACUAAUAAAGUAGCUGCUGCAGUCCUAAUCUCUGUGGGAGAAUACUUACACCAUCCAUUAAUUAGUGUUCCAUAUAUUCACAGACUUGUGGAGAUCUCUUUAAAGAUUUCUCUAUGACGUUAAAGUUCUGUUGCUCGGUGCUUCAAUUUAUCAUCCACUGUGAUUCCAUGUUGUGAAAGCUCGAACUGAAAGAAGCAGAAGUCUUUGUGUAAGCAGUGAACUGUGUGUGUUGACAGCCAAAAGUAGAUCCUCCUCCAGCUGGAGGUGAGGGUCAGGUGUGAGUUGUCUUUGAAUAACAAAAGCAGCACACCUUCAAGUAAUUAAACCCAGUCGUUGGCAGCCAGCGUUGUGGCUAACAGGAGGACGGUGAAAUGUCUCUGCAGCCUGAGCUUUCUGUUAAAGCCAGAGUGAAGUCUUCAUCCUGUCCUCACACACUGGAUGUCUGUCAUCAACGCUGACUGUUUGACUUUGCAAAGAGGGUUAUGAGCCUAACACUUCUCCCAUAAAGUGAGGAAAGAAACUAACAUUUUUGUUUUCAUAAGGGGUUUGAAACAACUAUGAUGGUUGAAAUGCUACUGUAAAUAGAGAUGUAAUUAAAGGCAAAAUAAAUAAAUAUACCUUUUGAAAAAUA